CUAUCUUCAACACACAAGGCCGUGGGGCCCCUUCGCAUCAGACCAUUGAACUCCCGUAGCAGCAAUGGAUGUCUUCUUGAUGAUCCGUCGCCACAAAAUGACCAUCUUUGCUGAUGCCAAGGAGACUACCACUGUGCAGGAGCUGAAGAAGAUUGUGGGGGGCAUCCUGAAGAGGCCUCCGGAGGAGCAGCAGCUAUACAAGGAUGACUGGUUGCUGGAGGAUGGUGACAGGACCUUGAUAGAAUGUGGGUUAAGCAGCCAGACUUCCCGUCCCCAUGCGCCAGCCAUGGUGGGCUUGGCCUUAUUCAGAGCCAGUGAGGGCUCCUUUGAGCCAUUGCACAUUGACCCCUUCUCCAGCACCCCUGAGCUGCCUGAUGUUUUGAAGCCUCAAGAUUCUGGCAGCAGCUCUGGCGAGCUGCCCAUGCAGUGA
Caretta caretta (loggerhead turtle) is the source of this 430-nucleotide messenger RNA. The record is from RefSeq and is a predicted model, not a curated record. NCBI's taxonomy places the organism in Eukaryota, Metazoa, Chordata, Testudines, Cheloniidae.